AUGCGGUCUGCGACGUCUCUCUUGACUUUGUUGUCCUUGACUGUCGGCGUACUCGGUGGGGCCGUCUACGAUCUUGACACUUCAUAUGUAGGCACGGAUUUCCUAGAUACAUGGUCAUUCGAGGCUAUCACCGAUCCCACUGGUGGCAGAGUAAAUUAUGUUGACCAAGCGACUGCGUUGGCCGACAACUUGACUUACGCGUCGGGGGACACGCUCAUCAUGCGAUGUGAUGAUACGACCGUGUUGACGGCCGACGGACCUGGUAGAAACAGUGUCCGUAUCAAAAGCAACGCGCAGUAUACGACUCACGUUGUUGUAUGGUUUUUCUAUAGGAUUGAAGGUGUGAAUGACGUGUCUCCGAAUACCAUUUCUCUGCAUGUGGGCAGCACAUGUUCGAUUCCCUCGUCGAACAGCGACCAAACUGGCACGAUAAGCGCAACAAACUGCGACGUCAACACUGACGGAAACAGCGGAUGUGGAGUUCAAAACCCUACCUCGAACAGCUAUGGUCCCGACUUCAACUCCGCUGGUGGGGGCUGGUAUGCGAUGGAGAGGACGACCUCCUACAUCAACGUCUGGUUUUGGACUAGAGACGACUCGAGCGUGCCAUCAGAUGUGUCUUCCGCUGCAAGCUCCGUGGACACGAGUAACUGGGGCACACCGGUCGCGAACUUUCCCAACACCGACUGUGACAUUGGGUCCGUCUUUGGCGCGAACAACAUCAUUUUCGACCUAACCCUCUGUGGCGAUUGGGCCGGUGUAUCAUCUAUUUAUUCUGAUGCAGGAUGUCCAGAUACUUGCGUUGAUUAUGUCAACGAGAACCCCAGCGCAUUCUCCGAGGCCUACUGGGAUGUCGCAGGUGUUUACGUUUAUACUUAA
This is a messenger RNA of Fibroporia radiculosa, 879 nucleotides long. RefSeq lists its product as uncharacterized. The coding region runs from base 1 to 879 and encodes 292 amino acids. NCBI's taxonomy places the organism in Eukaryota, Fungi, Basidiomycota, Agaricomycetes, Polyporales, Fibroporiaceae. The record is from RefSeq and is a predicted model, not a curated record. The transcript is spliced from 7 exons.